AAGAUGAUAGGAUGGCUGUGGCAACAUGAAAAAGAAAAAGUGUGGUGGUCUAUUUUCAUCCAGCCAGUGAUUCAACACAACUAACCUGGGGGACAAGGACUGAGAGAGAAAAGACAGGUGCGUGGCCACAGCUGUGACCAUGGAGCCUCCCCCCUCUCUGAGCAUGGCUCUACUAGGAGGGAGUGAGGAUGAAGAUCAGCGCUUUCUCCUUCCCCUGGGCAGUAUAUCCCAUCCCUCCACCACUGGCAACCAGCCAGGAUCAAACCACUCCAACCACAUGGGAGGAUCAAGCCUCGACCGUCUAAAUGGCAGCACCCCGUCCCCAUCUCCUGCCACGCCCAACUUGCCUCCAACAUCGCUCCCCAAGUUGCCCCUGUCAUCCUCUGGAGCCCAGCCUCUGCCUCCACCCAUCCCCAACGCCCUGCACCCCACCAGCACCCCACUCUCCUCCUGCCUGGGCUCGCAGCACAGUCUGAGCGGGGACAACUCCCCGGUCUACAAUGCCCUCUUUUACUCAUCCCACUCGCCCUCCAUGGAUCGGGAGAGGGACAGAGAGCGUGACAGGGACAGGGAGAGAGAGAGGGGCUGCAAACACAGACAGGCCAGCCCUCUGGUCCACCGUAGGGACAGUAACCCUUUCACGGAGAUCGCCAUGAGCUCCUGUAAGUACACAGGCGGGGUCAUGAAGCCCCUGAGCCGCCUCAGCGCCUCCCGCAGAAACCUCAUCGAAUCAGACAGCAGCAGUGAAACCAAAGAGGGCGGCGUUUCAGCUGUUGCCGGGGCAACGGCUGCUGGGGGGCAUGACCGACAGAGAGAAGCCCCUCCUACCUCCUUGGUAGCCCCGUCCUCUACCAAUCAACCCCUAAUUCAGAGCCCUCCAGAGAUUGUGAUUUCAUCCAAAGAAGACUCACCUUACCCCAGAGGAGGGUAUGACAUCACUGACUCCACAUCCAACCAGAUGUCCAUCUACCACCAGAACCACGCACUGGUGGAGAGCAGGCGGGUGCAGCCGGGGAGGGGCAGCAGGCAAGGUGGGGUCGGGGCAGUGGGCACUGGGGCUAGGGGCAGCACCUCCAAGGCCCCCAAACGGAAGAACCAAAACAUUGGCUAUAAACUGGGGCAUCGCAGGGCGCUCUUUGAGAAGAGAAAGAGGCUGAGUGACUAUGCGCUCAUCUUCGGGAUGUUUGGCAUCGUCGUCAUGGUGAUUGAGACGGAGCUGUCAUGGGGCGUGUACACCAAGAGCUCCAUGUAUUCUCUGGCCCUGAAGUGUCUGAUCAGUCUGUCCACAGUCAUACUGCUGGGCCUCAUCAUAGCCUACCAUGCACGGGAAGUUCAGCUGUUUGUCAUUGACAACGGAGCGGACGACUGGCGCAUUGCCAUGACGAUGGAGAGGGUUCUGCUGAUCGCUUUGGAGUUGUUGGUGUCUGCGGUGCAUCCAGUCCCCGGGGACUUCAAGUUUCAGUGGCGGGCGCGGCUGGCCUUCUCGUAUGUGCCUUCGCAGACCGAGGCUGACGUGGAUAUGGUGCUGAGUGUGCCCAUGUUCCUGCGCCUCUACCUCAUUGCCAGAGUCAUGCUCCUGCACAGCAAACUCUUCACCGACGCCUCCUCCAGGAGUAUAGGUGCCCUAAAUAAGGUGCAUUUUAACACACGGUUCGUAAUGAAAACCCUCAUGACUAUCUGCCCCGGGACGGUGCUGCUGGUCUUCAGCAUCUCCCUGUGGAUCAUCGCCGCUUGGACCGUGCGAGUGUGCGAGAGGUAUCACGAUGCCCAGGAUGUGACCAGUAACUUCCUGGGAGCCAUGUGGCUUAUCUCCAUCACUUUCUUGUCCAUCGGCUAUGGAGACAUGGUUCCUCAUACCUACUGUGGCAAAGGAGUCUGUCUGCUCACAGGAAUCAUGGGUGCAGGCUGUACGGCUCUGGUGGUUGCCGUGGUAGCCAGGAAGCUGGAGCUGACCAAGGCCGAGAAACACGUACACAACUUCAUGAUGGACACGCAACUCACCAAGAGGAUAAAGAAUGCAGCAGCUAAUGUGCUAAGGGAAACCUGGCUCAUCUACAAGCACACCAAGUUGAUGAAGAAGAUCGACCACUCGAGAGUCCGCAAACACCAGCGGAAGUUCCUCCAGGCUAUACAUCAAUUACGCAGUGUGAAAAUGGAGCAGAGGAAACUCAGUGAUCAGGCCAACACACUAGUGGACCUCUCAAAGAUGCAGAGUGUCAUGUAUGAGCUCAUGUCGGAGCUCAACGACCGCAGCGAGGACUUGGAGCGCCAGAUGCUGUCCCUGGAGCAGCGGGUGGAGCAACUCACCGCCGGUUUCAACACCUUGCCUGCCCACCUCUCGGCCACCCUCAGUGCCCAGCACGCUGCCUUGAUCCACCUGCUCCGAGAGAGGGACGCAAGGGAUGGUAGAGGAAGUGGUGGGGGUGGUGGAGGUGCUGUGGUCCCACUGUCCCCAGCUGCUUCGUUAAGCACCGCGCCAGCUUCAGUUUCUCCAGUCCAGGUCACAUCUCCAGGGCCGCUCCUAUCCCAGGUCCCUACUUUGGCCUUGGAGUCCCCUCUGUCGCCCCCACCACUGAGCCCAGAGGGGAGCCUGGAGGCUAGUCCUAACCUCAACACCUGCACUUCAAGCUGCUGAAGACAGUUCUGAGGACCAGGAGAGGACAAAUAUGGAGAGAAAACAGGGAGAGAGUGGGUGGGGGUGGUAGUGGUGGUGGGGGUGCUAUGCUGUGCUGUGGUAGUCCUCUCACUUCAGACUAAAGGAGAGGAACGAGGAGGGAGGAGGAAAGAGAGGCGAUCCUCUAAAACUAGUGCUCCAUGAGGGAGGGAUGAAGACUGGGGACUAUGCAGAGAAGUAAUAAGAUUAAGAUGGAGGGCCAGCGUGAAUGAUGAGACAUGUUAGAGACUUUGGGGCACUUUCCUUGACGAGGGAAGGAGAAGAAAAAUGGAGAUAAACUGGAGACUCUAAAAGGUGUGAGGGCAGGAAGGAUGUCAAGAGGGUGAGAAAUGGUGGUAGAGAAUACGUAGAGGGGGAAGGAGAGAGGAGGAGAAAUAACUAGGAAUAAUUAUAUGAACUCAGCGCUCCUAAAUGGAAUCCACUCCAAUUACUGAAAAAUGCCCUUUAUUCUCUCUCUAUCCCUCCCUCUUUCUCCCUUCUUUUCCUCGACCCCUCUCCCAAUCGCUCUCUCCCUUCAUCAGGAAUUAAUGACCAUGACUUUUUAUCCUUAUGAUGUAUUUUCUAUCUGAAUGCUAAUUGUGUGUUAACGAGUAUCCCUUUAACAGAAGGUUCGAUCAAUACGACCAUGAUAAAAAAAUAAAAAAAACUAGUGGCACGCACCACACACACACACACACACACACACACACACACACACACACACACACACACACAUGCGUGCGCAUACAAUUUAUAUCGAAACACUAUCCACGCAAUACGAGUUAACGCAGCACAAACAUAAGUACACAAGUUUUUCACAAUGCAGGCCCUAUUUACACUGACACAAAGAAAUUAAUGCAGUAGCCCAGAAGAUAAUACUAAAGCCUAUACUGCCAAGCACUCAAUGCACUGUCAAUCUCCACAGAGCACUGCCAAGCAAUGGCUGCACUGUAAAAAAUGUUCAUCCAAACGACUUAUGUUUUGUGAUUGUGGGCUAAUGGAGCAGUUUGAACUACACAAUUGGGAGAAUUGUAACUGGACUACACAAACUACACAUCAAGUUGAAAUAAGUUGGUAUGACACAGAGGGACACCAUAACGUCUGUUUGUGAUGAAGAAGACAGUAGAGGAUGAUAAAAUAACCCAACACAACUACAACAAGACUUUAUGACUGCAUUUAUUGAAUUACAGAUUGAGUUGAACUGAUGUUGAAGUGUAUUUUUAGGUUUGCUGUACUGAAAUGAGACUUCGAAAGAGUUUUUGUUUAUUUUCUGUGAACGUUUCUCAUGAAAAGCUCCGAAUAUUGACGAUUUAGUUGUAUGAAGUGCAUUAAAUACUGGGACGGUUGUUGAAAAAAA
Larimichthys crocea (large yellow croaker) is the source of this 4010-nucleotide messenger RNA. RefSeq names its product potassium intermediate/small conductance calcium-activated channel, subfamily N, member 3 (gene kcnn3). The record is from RefSeq and is a predicted model, not a curated record. Bases 140 to 2635 code for a protein of 831 amino acids. Gene Ontology annotation, molecular function: calmodulin binding; small conductance calcium-activated potassium channel activity. Gene Ontology annotation, biological process: potassium ion transport. The transcript has 10 exons. Lineage: Eukaryota; Metazoa; Chordata; Actinopteri; Sciaenidae. Gene Ontology annotation, cellular component: membrane.